Messenger RNA from Cheilinus undulatus (humphead wrasse), 3446 nucleotides. RefSeq names its product procollagen-lysine, 2-oxoglutarate 5-dioxygenase 2 (gene plod2). Gene Ontology annotation, cellular component: endoplasmic reticulum. The transcript is spliced from 20 exons. The coding region runs from base 341 to 2611 and encodes 756 amino acids. Gene Ontology annotation, biological process: peptidyl-lysine hydroxylation. The record is from RefSeq and is a predicted model, not a curated record. Gene Ontology annotation, molecular function: L-ascorbic acid binding; iron ion binding; procollagen-lysine 5-dioxygenase activity. Lineage: Eukaryota; Metazoa; Chordata; Actinopteri; Labriformes; Labridae.
AGGACGUGCCUGUGUCAGAGUUGAACACCGUUAUCUUCUCCUCCUCCGUGUCUGUAACUUUACUGCAAGUGUCUGUAGUAAUAAUUAAAGGAACCACGCCUGCUGCUCUUUAAUUUCUCUGAAUUUCACUACUUUUUUUUAUUCCUUCCCUGGAGUUGCGUCCAAAGCUGCUCGUCUAGAAAACGUCAUAAAUUUUGGGGGAUUUUUCUCGCUCUUGAUUAUUAUUUUAUCGCGAGAACGAACCUAAAGACCCUCCGGGGCUGCCCAUUGCUUUCUGGCUGGGAGGUAUUAGUCCAGUCGGUCACCCGCUGUCUGUCCGGGAAUACGCACUGAAACAGCAAUGGAGUACCUCAAGUUGUGUUUUGUGUUUUUAUACUGGAUGAAGUUUGCUUCUCCUCUCUCCUAUACUGAUACACCUCAGACUCCUGCGCCUAUUCCCAAAGACAAGUUGCUUGUCCUAACUGUUGCGACCGAGGAAACAGAUGGCUUCCUCCGCUUUAUGAAGUCUGCAAGCUAUUUCAACUACACUGUGAAGGUGCUGGGAAUGGGAGAGGCCUGGAAGGGCGGUGACGUGGGUCGCUCCAUUGGUGGAGGGCAAAAAGUCAGACUACUGAAGGAGGCCAUGGAGGCUCUGGCUGACCAGGAGGAUCUUGUCAUCCUUUCUGUUGAUAGCUAUGAUCUUAUCUUUGCUGGGGGACCAGAGGAGAUUCUCAGGAAGUUCCAGCAGGCCAAUCACAAAGUGCUGUUUGCUGCAGAGGGGUUGAUAUGGCCAGAUAAGAGACUGGCUGACAAGUAUCCCUCGAUCCGCAGUGGCAAGCGCUACCUCAACUCUGGAGGUAUCAUCGGCUACGCCCCAUACAUAAACCGAAUAGUUUCUGAGUGGAAUCUCCAUGACAAUGAUGACGACCAGCUCUUCUACACAAAAAUAUACUUGGAUCCUUUAAAGCGAGAAUCCCUCAAUAUGACUUUGGACCACAGAUGCCAGAUUUUCCAGAACCUGAACGGAGCUGUUGAUGAAGUGCUCCUCAAGUUUGGAACAGACCGAGUCAGAGUGAGAAACACCGUGUAUGACUCUCUGCCAGUGGUUGUCCAUGGCAACGGCAACACCAAAAUGUACUUGAACCACUUAGGCAACUAUGUCCCCAAUACAUGGAACUACGAGCACGGAUGUAGCCACUGUGAUGAUGACAUUGUGGAUUUGUCUCAGCUCAAUGAGUAUCCAAACGUGCUGGUUGGAGUGUUCAUCGAGCAGCCCACUCCAUUUCUGCCUGAAUUCUUCCAGCGGCUGCUGACCCUGGACUAUCCCAAGGAUAAACUCAGCCUUUUUAUUCACAACAAUGAGGUUUACCACGAGAAGCACAUCCAGAGUUUCUGGGAUGAGAACAGGAACACGUUCAAAAGCUUCAAGGUUGUUGGACCAGAAGAAAAUCUGAGUCAAGGAGAGGCCAGGAACAUGGGCAUGCAUCAUUGCCGUAAGGAUGCCACAUGCGACUUCUACUUCAGCAUCGAUUCUGAUGUGAUGCUCACCAACAGACAGACUCUGAAGCUCCUCAUCGAGCAGAACAGAAAAAUAAUUGGCCCCCUUGUCACUCGGCACGGCAAGCUGUGGUCCAACUUCUGGGGAGCCUUGAGUCUGGAUGGUUAUUACGCUCGCUCAGAGGAUUAUGUCGACAUUGUGCAGAGGAAACGUGUGGGUGUGUGGAACAUUCCGUACAUGGCACAUGUAUACCUUGUCAAGGGCAGUACCUUGAGGAAUGAACUGAAAGAGAGGAACUACUUUGUUCUGGAGAAACUAGACCCUGAUAUGGCUUUGUGUAGAAAUGCCAGAGAAAUGACCAGUCACAGAGAAAAAGACUCCCCUUCUCCGGAAUCAUUCCAUAUGCUCAGGUCCCCAAAGGGUGUCUUCAUGUACAUUACAAACCGUCACGACUUUGGGAGGCUCAUUUCCACAGCCAAUUAUAACAUUUCUCAUUAUAACAAUGACUUGUGGCAGAUAUUUGAAAACCCAGUGGACUGGAAGGAGAAGUACAUCCACAAAAAUUACACUCAGAUUUUCACUGAGAACUACUUGGAGGAGCCCUGUCCAGAUGUGUUCUGGUUCCCUGUAUUCUCAGAGAAAGCCUGUGAUGAACUCGUGGAGGAGAUGGAGCACUACGGCUCCUGGUCUGGAGGAAAACAUGAGGACAAGAGGAUUGCUGGUGGUUACGAGACAGUGCCAACAGAUGACAUUCACAUGAAACAGAUCGGCUUUGAUAAAGAAUGGCUGCACUUUAUCAGGGAGUUCAUAUCGCCUGUCACACUGAAAGUUUUCUCUGGAUACUACACAAAGGGUUACGCUGUAAUGAACUUUGUUGUCAAAUACACACCUGAGAGGCAGGCGUACCUGAGGCCCCAUCACGACUCGUCCACCUUCACCAUCAACAUCGCCCUCAAUAACAAAGACACAGACUUUCAGGGUGGAGGUUGCCGUUUCCACAGGUAUAACUGUUCCAUAAGUUCACCAAGGAAAGGCUGGAGCUUUAUGCAUCCAGGAAGACUGACUCAUCUCCACGAAGGCCUGCCCACCACCAACGGCACCCGCUACAUUGCAGUCUCCUUCAUCGACCCUUAAACUGUCUGAUUAUUCCCUCUGUGUUUAGUCCUCUGACUUUGCUUUGCCUUUUUCCUUGCCAUGUUUGUUUUGAUGUAUUGUGCCUGUAGAUGUUUUGCUGAUGCAAUUGUCUUUCAGGGCCAAAGCUUUAAGACUGAUUGCAUUAAAAGAAUCUCUGUCAAACAGAGUGUAGAGUAGAAGGGAAGUGACAAAUUACUAUGCACAGAUAAGCAGGGUUCACAGUUUUGGCUUAGUCUCAUUUCUAUGGUUACGCUUUACUUUUAGAUUCAAAACCAGCACCUGGUACUGUAGCUUUUCACAUUUUUAUGGACUGAUUUUUACACUGUAAUGGUAGCCAGUUUAGAAACACACUGGUAGCUUUGCUAGCAGUUAGCAAAGCCUUUGUGUUUGAGUUGGCGCUUCAGGUUAAAUUCACUGAUCACAUUUACUCUGUACAAACCAUUAUUGCUUCAAAAGUGACUACUGGUGCUUUAAACCAUCCAUCUGCAUUAUACAGAUUCAGGUUUGUAUUUGGUGAAGUUUAAAGGUUGUUAUUUUUACCCUUUGCUAUUUAAAGUUGGAUUUGUGACCAAUGGAAAAGAAUAUUUCUGGAUAUUUGCACACAAAGGAAAAAAGACAGCAGAAUUCAAUAUGAGUUCUGUUUGAAUGAAGUUCAAUAUUUUGCUUUACUUGAAAGGAGUUUCUGUUUCUGUCUUCAAAAUCAGUUCAUUUUGCUUUCCUGAAAAAACAUUCUGCAAUAUUUGUUUUCUGAGAAAUGUGUGAAUGGAUUUUUUGUAAACUCGGAGAAGGUGUUUAACUUAUUGACAAAACGUAAUAAAAGUCUUUGUAAAAAUCA